GGUUCCCGAAAGAAACGUUCAUUAGAUCAAGAAGAAAGUAGUUCAGAUUCAAAUGAAGAGAAAAACGUUAAAGCAGCAAUAAAGAUUCAAAGUGCUUAUAGAGGUCACCGAGUCAGAAAAAAUCUUAAGGAAAAACCAAAUAAAGAAACAACAGAAAGUAUAGAAGAUCUUCAAUCACCAUCAAGACAUAUACUAGCAAGCAAUUCACUAAAAAGUCAGAUUCCGGUGGCAGUUAUUCAUCCUACAAAAUAUUCUAAUUCUUCAGAAGAAGAUAAAACAGAAAAAGUUGCAGGAAUAAGGAACACGACAACUUCAAGAAACUCCUUCAAUUCUAAUCAGAAGAAUUCUAAAACUUCACCACACAAAACAACUUCUUUGAAAAGACAAAAGCCAGUAGGAAAGCGACCAAAUGUUAAAAGUACUACUUCUGAUGAAAAAACUGAAGAUCCCUCAACAUCGCAGAAAAGUUCAAAAGAAGUCAAUGAACAAACAUUUGUAAACAAUAAUCUUGAUCAAACUAUUAAAAUGGAUAAAACUCUGAUACUGGGAAAUAGAAAACUUAUCAAUAAUGGAAAUAAAUCCAGGAAUCCCAAAACUAAGACAUUUUCAGUAAGUGAAGAUAUGCUUCAACAUGCCAGGGGAUCGAAUAACGUAAGGACUCAAUUUGAAAGAAAAGGCAAAUCCCUAUCGACGAAUGGGAAAGUUCAAAGUCAGGAAACUUUCGAUUUAGAAAAAAUUAAAGAAGAACUAUUGUCAAACACGGUUAAAACUCCUCCGCAAUCUGGAAGCAAAAAGAAGAAGGUCUUGAGAAUUAAAAGCGGAAAACAAAAAAGUCCUAAAAAGCAAAAUAAGGGAACUAAAAUUCCUCAGAAAUCACCAAGUAAAAUAAUAGAAAAAGAACCUGGAAAGCAAGCUGAGAUACAAAGUGAGGAAACCACUAAAGAGAAUUCAGAAAAAAAUGAAACUGAUCUUUCUAAAACAUUUAUUAAAGAAUCGGUCUCUGACACAAAAGAGGCUGACAGCAAUAUACCAAAAAGAACACUGAAUAAAACUUAUACCGUGAGAUCAUCUUUGAACGAGGUUGAAAACUUGAGUCCGCAGUUAGAAACUUUGAACGAGAGAGCAGAAAAUGGUUCGGAAGACCUUUUUGAUAGUUUAAAAAAAGACGUAGACAAGCUUAAAAGCGAUGUCCAAGAAAAAUCAGCAGUAACUAUUCAAAAAACUUUCCGCGGCUUCAAAACAAGGAAAGACUUGAAAAAUAAAGGUUCCAAGGUGGUCACAGAAAUCCUCCCCACUGUCACUGAAACAGUUUUGAAAAACAACGAAGAAAGUUCUUCGGAAGAAAAAGAGGCUAUGGGAACAGUUAGAGAAACUGAAGAAGAAAGUUCUUUGGCUGUUACAGAGAAUCUUAAAAAAGCAGCUACAAACAUUCAAAAGACUUAUCGGGGCUAUAAGACUAGGAAGAACUAUAAAACUAUUAAGGAAGAAAAAAUUAAACUCAAAAUUUAUAACUUGGAUGUGGAAGCUGAAAAAGUUCCUAGUAAACCGAAUUUAAAAUCUUCUGAAGAUUGUCCCGAACAACCUUUAAACCAAAUCGAGGAAGAAUCGGCUAUUAAGGAAGGAAAGAAGACGCUUAAAGGUGACAAAGUUGAAGAAAUUGAAGAAAAGAGUUCUUCGAUUCUUGGAAAACAGGAUGACCUGGCCCUUGACAAAGCAGCAACAAACAUUCAAAAGACCUACCGGGGCUAUAAAUCAAGGAAGAACUAUCAAGCUUUUAAAGAACAAAGAAAUAAACUCAAAUCCAACAACUUUGAAGCCGAAAAAAAUUCUAAGGGACCGAAGUUACCAAUUUCUCUCGAAGAUAAUUCAGAAUCUUCAAAUCAAUGUAAAGAAGAAUCUGCUACUAAGGAAGAAAGCAAAAAGCUUAAAGAGGACAGUAUUCAAGAAAAAGAGGAAGACAAUUCUGAUCUAGCUCUUAACAAAGCAGCAACAAAUAUUCAAAAGACUUAUCGGGGCUAUAAGACAAGGAAGGACUACCGAGCUAUUAAGGAAGAAAAGAGUAAACUCAAAACUGACGAUGUUAAUGUUGAACCUGGAAAAGUUACCAAAGCACGGGAAUUACAAACUGCCUUUGAUGAUAAUCCGGAAAAAUCUUCAGGCGGAAACCUAGAAAAAUCGAAUGAAAGCAAACCGGAUUUAGAAAAACCUUCUGAAGAAAAUUCAGAAGAAUCUUCGAUACAAAGUUUAGAAAAAUCAGCUUUAACAAUUCAAAAGACCUUCCGAGGUUAUCAAACUAGAAAAGAACUUAAAUCUAGGACAGUAAGUCAAACUGCUAUCAAAGAAAAUAAUGAAAAAAAUGAAGCUGAUGAUGAAAAACCUAAACCCAGUGAAGAGGGCUCCAGUAUAUUUGAAAACUUACAAAAAAGUGUUGAGGGUUAUAAGAGUUCAGUUCUUGAUAAAUCUGCAACAACAAUUCAAAAACAUUUCAGAGGUUAUAGAACUAGGAAUGAUUUGAAUAAAAAAGGUGUCAGAAGUGGGAUAUCAAAUAACACUGAAGAUAAUAAUUUACUAGACGGAAACUCACAAGUUAAUGAAGAGGAAGAGAAAAUAAUUGACAAAUCAACUGAUCUUGAAAGCAAUGUUCAAAGUGAAGCACCCAUAGAAAAAGGAACCAAAGAAUCUGCUUUUAAGACAGAAAUGGGAGGCAGUGAAGAUAAGGCCUCAUCUGAUCUUAACAAGUCUGCUACGACAAUUCAGAAGAAUUUCAGAGGCUACCAAACCAGAAAACAGCUCAAGACGGAGAAAGCAGAUAAGCAUAAAGUAAUAAGUAGUGGAGAAAUAACAGAAGACAAUGGUAUCAAAAAGAAGAUAGGUGAAGAGAAAACUAGUCCCAAUCAAAAGAGGGGUGCUUUUGACAGCUUCGACGUAGAAGAAUUUCAUAAUGAAGCUCUGGAGAAAUCAGCAGUAACAAUACAGAAGACAUUUAGAGGAUAUAAAACACGAAAAGAUCUUCAAAGCAACACAAAAGAAGAUCAAACUCAGGUAAAGGUCUCAAAUGAAGAUCAAGAUCAGACCAAUUCUAGCAACUCAAAUAAAAAACAAAAUAUUGAAGAAAUUUCUGUUGAACAAAAUGUUGAAAAAUUAGCAGAAACUACAGUGGAGGCUGAAGAUCAUAUAUCUUCUACCGAAGAAUCUUCUCAAAAUAUCGAUUCAUCUGAAAAUCUUCUUCAAAAAUCAAAUUCUGACCGAAAAUCGCAACAAGAAUCAUCGAAAUCAUUAUCAGCAGAAGCAAUUCUUGAAAAUGCAGCAUCAACAAUACAAAAAUCCUAUCGCGACUAUCAAAUGAAAAAGAAUAAUCUCUCAACAAAAAGUUAUUCAAAUGGAAUUCGUGCUGCAUAUGAAGCAACAACAACUCAUAAAGAAGGUCUUGAACAUUCAGAUGAAUCAAGUACUUUCAUUGGACCAGAUACAUCAUUUGACUUAUCCGAUGUUGAUAGUGUUGAAACAAAAAGUGAAAAAACACUUGAAUAUGAUAAAAUAAAUACUUCAGAAUCUCAUACUCCAGUAAAUAAUGAAGAAGAUGGUCAAAUAUCAACAUUUGCAAUGAAUAUUCAAUAUGAAGAUAAACAAAUAGAUAAUGAAGAUUCACCAAAACUUCGUCUUAAAAGGCACAUUAUUGAACCUACAGCUCCACCUUUAGAUGAAAUUGUCACAACUGAAGAUUCAGUAGAUGUUUCUAGUCCAAAAUUAAAAUGGUUUGUUGGUGAAGAUCCAAUAAUCCCAUCUGAUAGUAGUUCUUCUUCUCCUGUAAAUCCUUUAAUUUCUUCUUCUGCUUCUUCUUCUAGUAAAUUAAAUAAUAACAAUUUGAGUAGCAUUGAUGCAUGUCGUGAAAUAAAUUUAAAUUCUAAUCAACAACUAGCGCCAUCUAUUAAUGAUUCAACUGUAGUUAGUACUAGUAGUUUGUUGUUGCAUACUAAUAAAAAUACUGAGAUAAUAAAUAAAAAUACUUUAAAUAAAAAUUCUCGGAUAGUUUCAGCAAAUAAUAUUGAAGAAGAAGAAAUUAUAAAUGAAGAUAAUAAUUUGGAGAAAAUUGUUCAAAAUGAAGAUAUAGCGAAGAAAUCUGAUGAAAAUGAUGAAGAAGAUGGAGCUAGUUCAAGCGUUCAGGAGGAUGAAACCGAGAAGAAGAAGGAAGACCAUAAAGAAGUCACCAAGGAAGGUUCAACGGAAUUGUGUAAGAACUGUGCUGAGGGUAUUCAUCAAGGUGGUGUAUGUUCGGAAGACUUAAUCAAAAGUUCAAGGAAUGAAGGCCAAAAAUUUGACCCAUCAGAUCCAAUGAAACAUUUUGUUCUAAUGGAAGAACUAAACCAGACAAACAAGUCCCAUUCUGAAGAAUCUUCAGUCAUUUUAUCUCAAAAAGAAGAAGAAGAAAAACUUUCCUCUGAAUCUAAAGUCGACUCUUCAAACGUUAAACCAACUCCAAGUGAUCUUAUUCGGAAGAAUUCACAAAAUGAAGAUGUAACUGAAGAAUUGAAAUCUUCAAUUGACUGUCCUGUUAUAUCUCUGAUACCACCAUCAUCAGAAGAUGAUAUUUCUGAACGGGAGUCAAGUAAUGAAGCUGAGAAAAAAGAUGAAGAAGUCAAGCAAGAGAAGACUAAAAAUAAUCAAAAUGAAGAUAACGUCGAAAUGGGUGAGGAAAAUAAAGAUAGACACGAACCAACAAAUGAAGAAUCACAGUCAAAGACUCAAGUUAAAAAAGAAGAUAUCGCGACGAUUGUGGAUUCAAAAGAAAACAAGGAAGACACAUCUUUAGGAGAAAAACGUGUUCAAGAAGUUGAAGCAGACAAAGAAGUUACAGAAUCUUUGAAUGUUUCAAAAACUGAUGAAAAUGUAAAUGAAGCAUCACUAUCUAAACAAAAGGGUUCUGAUGAUUUGAAACAUGAAGAUCCUGUAGAAGAUGCUUUUAAAACACGACCAGGAGAAGAAUUUGCAAUAAAAGAACAUGGCUUUGAAGAUGAUUUUAGUGAUAGUAAGGAUAUUGAAGAUCCUUCUGAAGACAAUACAAUUUCUACUGUAUGGGAAAACAAAAGUCAGCUAAUGGAAGAAGAUACACUUGUAAAGAGUGAAGAAAUGGAUAAAAAUGAAGACACAAAUGAAUCUACUAUUAUUCAAAAGGAAAAAACGUUUGAUGAUAAAGAAAAAGAUUUAGAGGAAAACCCAAAUAAAUUAAAAGAUUUUCAAAAUUCUGUAACAAAAGAAGAUAAAGAUUCUGAUAAAUCAGGUGAGAAACAUGAAAUUUCUACUGAUCUUCAAGAAAAGAGUAUUGAAGACAAAACUCAAAUUAUGGAGAAGAAAGAGGACAUUAAAGGAUCUAAAGAAAAUGAAGAAAAGUGUUUAACAAUGAUUGAUAAAAUGAACAAUGAAGAUGUUGAUGACACAACUGAAGCAUCAAAAGCAAAAGCCAUUAUUGAAGACAAGAAAGAUUCUGAUAAAAAGGGACAUGGUCAACUUUCUGAAGACUUGGAAAUCGCAGCAAAACUGAUUGAAAGUAGUCUUUCAGAUCCUCAAGCUAAACUCCUUGAAAAACAAAGCAACAUUUCUAGUGAAGAUCAAUCGAAUAAAAACCAAAUGAAGAGUGAAGAUCAAACGGAAUCUUCUAAAAUUAAUGAAGAUGAGAAACAACCAGACUCACAAGUCGAAGCUAAACUAGAAAAACUAAUCGAAGACAACCUAAAACCAACUGAAGACACAACAAACACAGUUGACCCAAAAGAUCUCCCAACUGAAAACUCUUCACACGAGGUUGUCGAAGAGCCAUGUAUUAAAAAAAUUGCUCCCCCAACACCAUAUACAGGCAGUUCAGAUCCAGACGAAUCCGAACUUGAAUCAACUACAACAAAAGCAGAAUCUACUACAACAACGCCUGGUUAUGAUGAAACCUCAGAGACUGAUGCCUUAGAUAUGCCUACUUCCAAGCCAGAUGCUUUGGAAGCUAUGACUGAAAAGCUGCGAGAACCUGAAGAAAUGGUAGCCCGUAUGCAUCAAAGACGUGCAUCAGAACAUCAAAUUUCCAUGGAGAGUGUAACCGAUCAGCAGGGGGCGGCAGUUUUUGAAGAACCAAUUUGUGAGCCUAUCAAACCUAUGCAGAAAAUUCAGAAAUCAAGUUCAACUGAUGUUGAAGAUGAUUUUGUUUUACAGAAGCUUCAACGAGGCGAUACAACUCGUGAGAGUAGUGCUCAAAGUGAGUCUGUAGUUUUUGGAGAUACUACUUCACAACAGGCUACUGAAUCUGAAGAUACUUUCAAUGAAAAUAUGGAUCUUCAUUCUCUUCAUCGAAUGAAUACAAUGUCGGGAAAUCGAAGUACUUUUAAACCUGCAAGUCAUCUGUCUAAGUCAGUGACUAUCGAUGAUACAGUGAAGUAUAUUGAUCCGGUGAAGUCAACAACUGAAGAGAGCGGAAGUAGUUUCUGUAUGGACGAUGCCUUGUCUGAAGAUGUCCGUAAGAAAAUGAUGGCCUAUUCUGUUUCUGAAGCUGAUUCAGAUUAUUAUGACGUUGGAGACCAAACUAAUCAUCCCCACGAUGAUUUCAACAUUAGCACAGCUUUGGACACUUUCCCAUCGACUGACACUGAUACAACAAUUGUCUCUGCAGCAGCAACGAAGAUCCAAGCUGGUGCCAGGGGCUUUUUGACACGACGUCGAAUUCGUCGUGCAAGUAUGGGCACGAAGACGUCCUUGACCGAAGAAGAAAAGAAUCUGUCAUUUGGAUCUCUCGAUCAGUUGGCAGAGGAAGAAGUUGGAAGGCGCCAAUUUAAUCGUCAAACUGGCGUUAAUUCCUUGCCCUCGGCCUUGGAGCAUUCUGAUGAAACAUUGUCACCACUCGGUGAAGAUAUUCAAACACCAACAAAGCAUUCCCCAAAUAAAACUGAAGCAGAAAGAACCAAUAAAAUUGCCACAUCAUCAUCUAAUGACGUCAAUAAUGAACUAGAUAAGCCAGAAGAUGAUGAUGAUUCAUUCCAAAUCGCAAAUUUAGAUUCAACUGUAGCGCGACGUUUAACUUUGCAACGUGGCGAUGCUCUGCGAAAUGAUUCUACACCGGACGAUGAAAACGGCGGUGGCGGUAAUGGCAAACAGGUGGAUUUAGCCAAAAAUACUGUCGCCUCAGCUCCAACAGGCGGAAAGAUGUAUGCUCAUGAGAGAACUAUGGUUGAAUCAACAACAACUACGACAACAACUAGAACAACAACAGAACGGAGGAAUUAUUCUGACGCAGCCGUAUCAAGCAAAAAGGAAAAAAUCAAAUGGUUUGCAUUGCGCCAAAAUUCAAUGCCCGUCCAAAUUGACUCUGAAGUAUUUCGCGUUUUGCCCAAGCACAUGCGGAAGCGGAUCAAGAGUGCCGAAGGUGAGAAGCCAAAACGCAUUCGUCUUCCCCGAGACUAAUAGGCGCGACUUUACAUUGAGAUUUAUCGUACCAUAAAAUUUAUAUUUUGUAAACGUCCAAAAAAAAAACAAAAAAAAAAGAUACAAAAACAAAACAAAUAAACAAAGAAGUAUUUUCUAAAUAA
This is a messenger RNA of Episyrphus balteatus (marmalade hoverfly), 7562 nucleotides long. RefSeq lists its product as uncharacterized. Gene Ontology annotation, cellular component: spindle pole. Gene Ontology annotation, biological process: spindle organization; establishment of meiotic spindle localization; mitotic cell cycle. The record is from RefSeq and is a predicted model, not a curated record. Bases 526 to 7437 code for a protein of 2303 amino acids. Gene Ontology annotation, molecular function: protein binding. Lineage: Eukaryota; Metazoa; Arthropoda; Insecta; Diptera; Syrphidae. The transcript is spliced from 3 exons.